Messenger RNA from Vigna unguiculata (cowpea), 1333 nucleotides. RefSeq names its product transcription factor bHLH146-like. Gene Ontology annotation, biological process: regulation of DNA-templated transcription. Lineage: Eukaryota; Viridiplantae; Streptophyta; Magnoliopsida; Fabales; Fabaceae. The record is from RefSeq and is a predicted model, not a curated record.
UUUAUAGUGGGGUUUUCGUGUCUUUGUUUUCUAGUGCACAUGGGAGAGACUCCGUUCUGUGGGCAGUUGUGGAAAGCAAGAACCAUGUGAGUCCAUGUGCCAUUCUAAAUAAGUAGACCACUCCCAACAUUUUCCACACAAAUCUCUCUCACUUUCUUCCUCUUCUUUCUCUCCUUGCUUUUCCUUCAAUCUCCUUCAUUUUUUCUUCUACCAAACUCUCCUCAUAACUUCACUUACUCACCCAAUAUACCUUCAUCAACUUCCUUCAAUCGUCUCCUAUUAUUCUUAUCAUUAUUACUUUGCUUUGCCUUUGCCCCUUUCUUUCUCACCAACCAUCUCCAUUCUGAUUCUCUUUCUCUUGCUGGAACCAUCUGUUAAAUGGAAGGGCAAGUGGCUAAACGCAGACGUGUGUACUCUGUGGAACCAAACCAGAUAGUGCAAUCUAUAUUUACUAGGAAUUAUUUGAACCAUUUAGUUCCAGCGUUGGUGAAGAUGAAGGAGAAAGAUAGAAGCCAUUGUGAUAUUAACCGUGCUGUGAAGUAUGAGGUGGACAUGGCAAUGGUGUUGUCAGCACAAGGUUUUGCAUGGAGUAACGGCCUCAAAGUCAAGCUUCAAAACGAUCGUGUUCGUGUCAAUGCAGCUAAAAGCUCUACGUUUCUUGAAAAUGGGGCUGGUGAAGGUUCAUCAAGUGGUUGUGAGGACAAUGAGGUUGUCCCAAUGGAAUUCUCUUCAAACCCUAGCUCGAAGCCUAGGUGCAAGGACAUGUCAGAAAUGAAAAGGGAUUUGGCCAGAGAAGAUGAUGAUGAUGAUGAUGAUGAAGAUGGGGACAUGGAGGAGCAGUGGAAGAGGCUGAGGAGGUUGAUACCUGGAGGAGAAAAGAUGUGUGAUGAACAAAUGGCUAAAGAGCUUGAGAGUUACAUAAGCUGUUUGCAAAUGCAGCACCUAGCUAUCCGGAGAAUUGGUUUGGCCUUGUUUACGCAUUCUACGAAGUGUCCUUUUAGGAGCAGCAAAGUGAUGCAUCAUUAAGAGGUUUGCCAGCAGGUAAAAAACGAUGAUACAACUGGCUUACUUUUUUAUGAGGUGCUGAAGUGAUCAACAUUUUCUGAAGACCCCUUAUAAAGGAACAAACACGUAUCAUUAAUACUCAAGUACCAGACAAAUUUUUCCAUUACCAGAUUGAGGGGGACUACACUUGGGAUUUUCGGUUUUACAAAGUAGACACAUUUUUAAGUUUUAACUCAAAGGAUAGGAGAAUCACAUGCACAUUCGCCCCACUCAUAAACCUUUUGGAUUUCAACUUGUUAAAUGGAGGGAGCCAUAUAUAUAUAUAUAU